This is a messenger RNA of Dissoconium aciculare CBS 342.82, 555 nucleotides long. RefSeq lists its product as uncharacterized. The transcript has a single exon. Lineage: Eukaryota; Fungi; Ascomycota; Dothideomycetes; Mycosphaerellales; Dissoconiaceae. The record is from RefSeq and is a predicted model, not a curated record. Bases 73 to 444 code for a protein of 123 amino acids.
GUUUGUUCAAUUUCGCCGCAACACCCCCGAGACGCGUUUUGCACCAAUAUUUCAACACGCGAUAACUCAACAAUGCCACGACGGAUUCUUGCGCCGAUUAGCUCAAAUGAAAGGCGUGGAGCUGAAGUUUCUGACGGGAAAAGGCAUAUGAUAAUUGGUCGUUAUCUCGCAGGCCAGAAGAUCAAGGAAAUCCCAGAAGCCGAAUCGAUGAAACAUCACACCGUAUACCGGCUGAUACAACGAUACAAGGAGCGAGGAACACCCUCUGUUUUGCUACGAACCGGCAGGCCCCUUAAAGCGACGCCUCGUGACAUUCCUGCUCUGAAAAGGGUAGUCCUUCAAGAUCCUAAGUUGACCUUUGAGGCUCUCAAAAAGGAAGCCGACGUGGAUCUAUCUUCGACAAUAAUUAAGAAGGUUCUACGCGACGAAGGCCUAUACUACUAGCGUGCAAAAGGCCGGCUAGAGUUGACAGAAGCACAGGCUGCUUACCGGUUAUAAUAGGCCCUCCAACAUCGCGACACAGACUGGACUAAAUGGGUCUUUUCUGACGAGUGC